CGCGAUGUAACUGUUCCAUUCCGACGACGGAAGAGGGGUGUCCGCUAUCUCUUACAAGACUACAAAUAUGUUUGGCGUGUAUGUAGCGUAAUCAAACACUGUCUCGAACCGACAGGGCGCCUUUUUAUUUUAACAAAUACAUACGAGGCAAAGAAAGGCUCUGUAUGGCGCGAGUCGCCGCCGCAUUCCGAAUGGACGAUUUCUGUUUUGAGAGUGGUAUGUCCGCUAAUUCCAGUUGGGUCAGAGGAAGAGAAUGUUGACGUUGGAUUCCAGGUAUCUGAACUUGUUUUCAGCAGAUUCGACAUUUAAUUUAAUAGUGUCAAGAGCUAGUUUGUUCCAUAAAGUCCUCGGGAGUCUGUAGGGAUGUCUACCCCGGCGAGGAGGCGGCUCAUGAGGGACUUCAAGAGGUUACAGGAGGACCCUCCUGCAGGUGUCAGUGGAGCCCCAUCAGAAAACAACAUCAUGGUCUGGAAUGCUGUCAUAUUUGGACCAGAGGGAACGCCAUUUGAAGAUGGUACAUUCAAACUAACAGUAGAAUUCACAGAGGAAUAUCCAAACAAACCUCCCACAGUAAGAUUUGUCUCCAAGAUGUUCCAUCCAAAUGUCUACGCAGAUGGAAGCAUAUGCCUAGAUAUUCUGCAGAACCGAUGGAGUCCUACCUAUGAUGUCUCAUCAAUUCUUACCUCCAUCCAGUCUCUGCUAGAUGAGCCGAAUCCCAACAGCCCAGCAAACAGCCAGGCGGCUCAGCUUUACCAGGAGAAUAAACGAGAGUAUGAGAAGAGAGUUUCCACCAUCGUAGAGCAGAGCUGGAGGGACAGCUGACCAGUACAGAAGAAUGACUGGCAGAACUGGUGGCUGAUUGGUCCCUAAAGGGGAUCAGCUCUGUGAUGCUCUCUGUCCAGAAAACACAGAAUGUUGUGGUUAAGGCCUUGCUGGGUGACUGGUGAACAAAUACCCUCUUACUUUUUCUUUUCAUACUUGUAAGCACUUUGACGGUUUGCUUGACAUUACUAUGAAGGGUGUGUUGUGUUAGGUAUUUUAUCAUCACCUGUUCAGGACAUGGAACAUGUUCAUCAUACUGUACAGCUGUACAGACACUGAAACGACAUGAUACUGAAAUGCAUGAUUUGAACACGCCGAGGUCCAGAGCCCUCAUUUGUAAUCAUUUUCUUUGAUAUUGUUCUUGAUUUAAUUGUACAGUAUGAUCACUUCAAAUGAUGUGAUAAAAUCCAAGUUAAAAUCA
Myripristis murdjan (pinecone soldierfish) is the source of this 1243-nucleotide messenger RNA. Its product is annotated as ubiquitin-conjugating enzyme E2 A-like. The record is from RefSeq and is a predicted model, not a curated record. The transcript is spliced from 6 exons. The coding region runs from base 364 to 822 and encodes 152 amino acids. NCBI's taxonomy places the organism in Eukaryota, Metazoa, Chordata, Actinopteri, Holocentriformes, Holocentridae.